UCAUGUUUUUAUUCAACAAACAAUCCUUGAGGCCAAGGAGUUGGCCUUGUCUAAGGGGUCACAGUGAAGAAGAGGCGGAAUGAAGGAGGGUUCCCAGGUCUCCUGCCCCACUGCUACCAGCUCUGCCUUUCUGGGCCUGAGCUUCAGCAGCCAUGUUAAUUCCUGAGUCCAUAAGGUCCUGGGGGUACUAGGGGUCUUGUCUGAGGACAUAAGGGUCUAAAACACUUUUCCAUGUGUCUGGACCAGUCCGGUCUUCGCAGCAACCAGAGGUUUGAUAUGGACUCCUGGGAGCAGCCAGCGCUCAUUGCCUGACCUGGGAAGCCAUGUGGUGUCUGGGAGUCCGGUAUUGUUCUUCCUCCCGAAGUCAUAGAUACGGUGCAAAGUCAUGGACCACUUCUUCCCUGAACCCAGAGUCCUGCUCAUCCUGGACAGGGAAGGAGGGGAAGCGCUUCUCUCAGAGGAUGCUGGCGUAUGGGAGUUGGGGGCAUGGUACCGAGACCGGAUUUGUGGUCUAGGAAUUAGCAAUUACUUGUGCUUAGAUUUCCACGUGACCAUGAGGCCAAACUGGGGUUUUCUCUAUUGGGGUUGUGAAUCGGGAAUCUAGUCCCUUCCUUCCUGCAGUUAGGUCAAUUUCCCCUCUGGCUUCCCCCAUUACUUUCUUUGCCAGGCUGUCUUUCUGACAAGACCCCAAAGGAAAAUCUUGCCACACCUUAUGGGAGAGGCCAGAGACAAGCAAUGCAGUGAAUUCUGGAGGCUGAAAAGCCGAGGAAAGGUCUUUUGGUUUUCAGACUUGGAUGUGAAUUCCAGACUCACCCCCAUCUGGCUGUGGGUAAGCAGUGCAGCACUUUAAGACGUAGUAGCUCUGGGUGUUAAAUGGCGCUGCCAGUUUUGGAGGGAAACGAUUCAGGAGGCCUAGGUCGUUAGCAAUUCCCCAGGCGAGACAAACAGGCUCAGUCCACGAAGCUUGAACAAAGCUCCACCCCGGGCCUGGGAACCCUGGUCUCCUCUGGCUCAUUGUCCCUGGGCCCAGCUCCGCGCUGACCGCAGGCUCGGCCCUAGCCCGUGACCCGCGCGUCUCCCCCGGCAACACGCCGCCACCCGGAUGCAGCCAGCAGGCUGGGCGGCCGUCAGGGAGGCGGUGGGCCGCGACAUGCUGGCCGCUGACCUCCGUUGCAGCCUCUUCGCCUCGGCGCUGCAGAGCUACAAGCGCGACUCGGUGCUGCGGCCCUUCCCUACGUCCUAUGCCCACCACGACUGCAAGGACUUUGAGGCCCUGCUUGCAGAUGCCAGCAAGCUACCCAACCUGAAAGAACUUCUCCAGUCCUCCGGAGACAAAGACAAACGUGCCAGGGAUCUGGUGAGCUGGAUUUUAUCCUCAAAGGUCCUGACAAUCCACAGUGCAGGGAAGUCAGAGUUCGAAAAGAUCCAAAAGCUGACCGGUGCCCCUCACACGCCUGUCCCCGUGCCGGACUUCCUGUUUGAAAUUGAGUACUCCAACCCAGCGAACGCCAAAUUUUAUGAGACCAAAGGAGAACGAGACCUAAUCUACGCCUUCCACGGGAGCCGCCUCGAAAACUUCCAUUCCAUCAUCCACAAUGGGCUGCAUUGCCACCUGAACAAGACAUCCUUGUUUGGGGAAGGGACCUACCUCACCAGUGACUUGAGCCUGGCCCUCAUUUAUAGCCCCCAUGGCCUUGGAUGGCAGCGCAGCCUCCUUGGCCCCAUCCUCAGCUGUGUGGCUGUGUGUGAAGUCAUUGAUCAUCCAGAUGUCAAGUGCCAAAUGAAGAAGAAGGAUUCUAAGGAGAUAGAUCGCAGGAGAGCAAGAAUCAAACAUAGUGAAGGCGGAGACAUCCCUCCAAAGUACUUUGUGGUCACCAAUAACCAGCUCCUGCGAGUGAAGUACCUGCUGGUGUACUCCCAGAAGCAGCCCAAGAGCAGGGCUUCAAGCCAGCUGUCCUGGUUUUCCAGCCAUUGGUUUACGGUCAUGAUAUCCCUGUAUCUGCUGCUGCUGCUCAUUGUGAGUGCCAUCAACUCCUCAGCUUUCCAACACUUCUGGAAUCGUGCAAAGAGAUAAUCUCUCUGGUGUGGGGGCCACCUCAACCAUGUGCCUUAUGACAACCUGUUCUGUACCUCCCAUGCGCCGUGUCCAACCAGGUGGAGCCUGGGGGCCAGUUGGGGACCACAGGACAAUUUUCAUAUGCCAUAAAUGUAUUGAUUGCCUUUGAUGAUGCUCUGAGCCACACUCCGCUCAGUGGGGACCACGCGUCUCUCGCUCUGGGGCUUCAGGGGAGUCCUCCUGUCUGCUCCUUCCUAAACAGUCCUAGGGAGUUGGUUUUUCUGCCAGGGCCAAAGGAAAAAGUCCUGCUGCAUUUAAAAACAAAGUGUCCAAGCUGUCAGUGGGGUGUUUACAGUCACUCCUGGCAGACGUUGGCCCUUUCUCUAAUGCCUUCUGGAAGGCAGAAUAUGUGUAGUGGGGACUAUAAAUCACUAGGCGGUUGCCUUGUUUUGACCUGAGACACCCAAGAGGAACAGUCAUGUUUCUCAUAAAAAUUGGUGGGAUCGUUUUGAAUUCCAUCAGCCUUUGUAUGUGAGUGCAAAACCUUUUCACAGUUUUCUCAGAUCAACAAACAGCCUUCUGCUACAGCUGUAACCCCCCUGCCCCAACCAUGGACAAGCAAGGAAGGAGCCAGAGACCUGAUAAAAAAGACAAAUUUAACAGCAACUCAAGUCUUUUUCUAAAAAUUACCAACUGCUGAUUGUAGUUGAAAUGGAAACACAUGUUUGUUUUCUGUUUUGUUUUGCUUUUUAAAGUAGCUAUUUGACAAAUUCAUCUUUGGGAGCUGAGUAAAAGGAGAAGAUUUCGAGAGCACUCUUUGGUCAGUGCCCAUAGUCUCUUUCCUGGCCAUGUGUUAGAGAAAGGGAUUUGAGUUGCAGGCCUGCCACCUGUUCUUGUUCUCACGAAGCUGCCUUGAUUGUGGCCUCCCAGCCACAAGUGCCACACUGCAGGACCUCAGGACAUGGGCCUGCCUCAGUCUGCCGCCAGUGUGCAUGGACAAGCCUCCCUUGGAGGGCUCACAGGUCGUCGGGACCCAACCUGGGCUUUAAAAGUGGGGAGGAAGCCUCUGGCUGCUCAGGGAGCUGCAGAUCUCCUUGCUCUGUUCUCUGUCCUUCCUUCCUGCCCUGUUUCAGCCAUCAUGGAGCCCCAUCUGAUUUGAGGGGUAGAUCUCUAUAAAGAAGGUAGAAAGUCAUUUUUCUAUAAUCUGUGAAGUUGUGAACAAGCCACUAUCAUGGUUUUUACAUUGAAUAUUGGAAGAUUUCAGAGAUAAUAAAGGUAUUUUCCUAAUUA
This is a messenger RNA of Felis catus (domestic cat), 3346 nucleotides long. RefSeq names its product poly(ADP-ribose) polymerase family member 16 (gene PARP16). Bases 1103 to 2074 code for a protein of 323 amino acids. Gene Ontology annotation, biological process: endoplasmic reticulum unfolded protein response. The record is from RefSeq and is a predicted model, not a curated record. Gene Ontology annotation, molecular function: kinase binding; NAD+ poly-ADP-ribosyltransferase activity; protein serine/threonine kinase activator activity. Lineage: Eukaryota; Metazoa; Chordata; Mammalia; Carnivora; Felidae. Gene Ontology annotation, cellular component: nuclear envelope; intracellular anatomical structure; membrane. The transcript is spliced from 7 exons.